CCCAAGCUCUGCAGAAGAAGGAUUACACUCCCCUACAACAACACUGAUGCUUGCUGGCUCUCUCGAUGGACUACAAAGGAAUGUUAUCAGUUCAUGUCCACAAGGCCAUGGGGAAAAGUUAAUGAUUUUUACUCAAACAUGGUGAAAAUGCUGCAUGCCACUGCCAGAAUUGUUUGGAAAGGAGUGUUGUACUUGAUGAAAACUCAGCUGCUAAAAGAAAAGAAUUUACCAGUAGAAGGCUGUGCUGUAGUCGCUGGGCAUAAAGACAAAGGGGUGUCUGCUUCUAAACAAGUUUGCUCUUUCUAUACAUGGAGAAAGGAUAGAAGAGCUCAAGAUAUUGAAGAAGCCAUUAAUUGUGCAGCACCUGGGAAGAUAAGGAUAGUUUCUGUUACUAAGGUAUCUUGUGAAUUUCAUCUUAAUUUCUCUGCUAAGUGGAGACGCUUGCCUUUCAAUGAUAAAACUGGGUGGGACCACACCAAACUGUUUGAUGUUGAUGACAAGGAUGAAGAAGAAACAGGAAAUAAACCAUCUAGGUUUCUUUUAAGCAGUUUUAACCAUCUUCUACACCAAUUGGGAGGAAAAUUACUAUCCUACAGGAUGUUUGCAUGAGAUAUUAAAAAGGAUGGGACCUGUGUGAAAAUGAUGUGCAUUGAGUUGGUUGCUAACCGUUUCCUGCGCAAGGUAGUUCCUUCAAUUAAUAGCCUUACAAUUAGGGAAGUGGCAGCUGCUGGCGCCGAAGUGGAUGCACUGCUAAAGUCGAUGAAUGGCACAGAUAGACAUGCUACUGCUCCGCCUGCACGUCCGGAUGGCCUUUGUCUUCUUGAUGUAGGAUAUACAGAAUUUGAUAAAGAGUUGCCGUAUUCCUUGAGAAACUGAAUCUCCGUGUACAUGAUGGAUUGGCCAGGAUUAAUUCAUAUUUCUACAUUUUUGUAUUAACAUUAUUUUCAUUUAAUCUUAUGAUGUUUGAUGCGAAUAA
Molecule: messenger RNA, 976 nt
Organism: Olea europaea var. sylvestris
Lineage: Eukaryota; Viridiplantae; Streptophyta; Magnoliopsida; Lamiales; Oleaceae
Product: tRNA pseudouridine synthase A
Exons: 8
Biological process (GO): tRNA pseudouridine synthesis
Molecular function (GO): pseudouridine synthase activity; RNA binding
Source: RefSeq, a predicted model, not a curated record